AUGGGCACCAAGCGAUCCUGGCAAGGCCAGCCUGUCACUAUGCAAAACAAAUCAGACACCCAGUCUUCCGACUCGGCCGGUCCGACCAUCUCCAUCUUUGAGAACUUCCGCAAUGAGCUGGACGAGCACCACGACAGGCGCGAACGCAUAAUCAAGACUAGCCGGGAUAUUACCGCCCUUAGCAAGAAGAUUAUUUUCGCCCUCCAACGCGUCCGCGCAACCAACACCCCCAUCCCCGCCAACAUCGCCAAAGAAAACCAAACGCGCCUCGAUCAGAUCCAAACUCUCUUCACAAACAUCAUCCCUGACCUCACCGGCAUCAAUUCCUGGCGCUAUCGCUCAAUCAGCGGCGGUAUCCAAGAGUACAUCGAAGCAAUCUCCUUCGAGCACUACCUCCGCACACAAACCCUCAUCACCCACGCCGAAGUAUGCGAACGACUACCCGCCGGUAUUAUGGUCACAGAAGAGGAUUACCUGAUGGGUCUCUUUGACUUGACGGGUGAAAUGAUGCGAUUCGCCGUACUGUCCUUGAGCUCAGGCAACGCUGCUGCCACAUCUACCGAACCCGCCGAGACCGAGUUGACGGACGCGAAGAAGCAAUUACCUCACCUUGCCGCUUCACAAGCGGACCUCGUCGUUGAUUUGCGCACUAUGCGUGCAGGCUUCGAGGAAUUAUCUGUACCUCGGAAGUACAACAUGCUCCGGGAUCUCCAUAAGAAAACCGAGGUCAUGCAAAAUAGCGUGGAGAAGGUGGAACGGGCGGCUUAUGGUAUCUUGGUGCGAGGUAGCGAGAGGCCAAGUGGGUGGACACCGGAUUUGUCGGCAGCUGUUGAGGUGGAGGCUCAAUAA
Molecule: messenger RNA, 849 nt
Organism: Penicillium waksmanii
Lineage: Eukaryota; Fungi; Ascomycota; Eurotiomycetes; Eurotiales; Aspergillaceae
Product: translin family protein
Exons: 2
Coding region: 1-849 (282 amino acids)
Cellular component (GO): nucleus; cytoplasm
Molecular function (GO): RNA binding; sequence-specific DNA binding; RNA endonuclease activity
Source: RefSeq, a predicted model, not a curated record